Messenger RNA from Talpa occidentalis (Iberian mole), 3685 nucleotides. RefSeq names its product ubiquitin like modifier activating enzyme 7 (gene UBA7). Lineage: Eukaryota; Metazoa; Chordata; Mammalia; Eulipotyphla; Talpidae. Gene Ontology annotation, biological process: protein sumoylation. The record is from RefSeq and is a predicted model, not a curated record. Gene Ontology annotation, molecular function: SUMO activating enzyme activity. The transcript has 23 exons. Gene Ontology annotation, cellular component: cytoplasm; SUMO activating enzyme complex. The coding region runs from base 141 to 3260 and encodes 1039 amino acids.
GAAACUCUGACCAAUAGCAUCUUUCACUCUCUGAGUCUGUUUGCAUUUGUCACAGCUGGGUGCCAGUCUCUCAUGGCACUGCCUCCUACACAGCAAUCCCAUCUCAAUGCUACAGCCUGUUGUCCAACCUAAGUCUCAGGAUGGAUGAUCAGAAGACUUCCAAGUUGCUGGAUGAGGAGCGAUACUCCCGGCAGCUGUAUGUGCUGGGCUUGCCGGCUAUGCAGAUGAUUCAGAAAGCCAAGGUCCUGCUCUCAGGUCUUCAGGGCCUAGGGGCUGAGGUGGCCAAGAACCUGGUCCUAAUGGGUGUGGGCAGCCUCACCCUUCAUGAUCCCCACCCUACCUGCUGGGCUGACCUGGCCGCCCAGUUUUUCCUCUCAGAGAAGGACUUGGAAAAGAACAGGGCUGAAGCAUCUCGAGGACCUGUAGCUAAGCUCAAUGAAGCUGUUCAGGUCUGCGUCCACAAAGGUGACAUCACUGAGGACCUGCUACAAAACUUCCAGGUGGUAGUGCUGACUGCCUCAAAGCUGGAGGAGCAGCUGAAGGUGGGCACCUUCUGCCACAACCAUGGAAUCUGCUUUCUGGUAGCUGACACCCGGGGCCUUGUGGGGCAGUUGUUCUGUGACUUUGGUGAGCACUUCAUAGUACAGGACCCUACAGAGGCAGAUUGCCUGACAGCCGCUAUCAAACACAUCUCCCAGGGCUCCCCUGGGAUUGUCACUCUGAGGACAGAGGCUGAUGCCCACCGCUUCCAAGAUGGGGAUUUGGUGACUUUCUCAGGCAUUGAAGGCAUGGUGGAGCUCAACGGCUGUGCUCCCCACUCUAUCCGUGUGCAGGGAGACAGGACCUUGGAGAUUGGGGACACAACAUCUUUCUCUUGUUACCUGCGUGGUGGGGUUGUCACUGAGGUCAAGAGACCUGAGAUCGUGAGCCAUGUGAGUGCAACUGUAUUGGAAAUGGGGGAGUGUGGGUACCUCAAGGCCACAGUGUUUAGACCUGACCCUGGAGCAAGUGCCUCCACCCUGCAGAAGCCUCUGGAUACAGCACUGCUCCAGCCCCGGGUGGUAGCCCAGAGUCCCCAGAAAGUUCACCGCGCUCACUGCCUGCACAAAGCCUUCCAAGCACUGCACAAGUUCCAGCACCUCAAGGGCCGCUUGCCCCAGCCCUGGGAUCCUGGUGAUGCAGAGGUGGUGGUGAACCUGGCCAAGGCCCUGGAACCACUGAAGGGGACAAGGGGCGAGCCAUUGGAUGAGGCACUGGUGCGGACAGUCGCCCUGAGUAGUUGUGGUCAUUUGAGUCCGAUGGCAGCCAUACUGGGUGCAGUAACUGCCCAAGAAGUGUUGAAGGCAAUCUCCAAGAAGUUCAAGCCCCUGGACCAGUGGCUGUACUUUGAUGCCCUAGAUUGCCUUCCAGAAGAUGGGAAGUCCCUUCCCAAUCCUGAGGACUGUGCACCGAGAGGCUACCGCUAUGAUGGGCAAAUCGCAGUAUUUGGGGCUCAUUUUCAGGAGAAGCUGCGCGACCAGCACUACCUCCUGGUUGGUGCUGGUGCAAUUGGCUGCGAGCUGCUCAAAGGGUUUGCCCUCACUGGCCUGGGGGCCGGGGGCAGCGGGGGCGUGACUGUUGCUGACAUGGACUACAUAGAGCGCUCCAACCUCAGCCGUCAGUUCCUCUUCAGAUCCCAAGACAUUGGGAAGCCCAAGGCCACAGUGGCUGCAGAGGCUGCACAAUGCCUGAAUUCAGACUUGAAGGUGACCCCGUUCACCUUCCCACUGGAUCCCACUACAGAGCACAUCUUUGGGGACAAAUUCUUCUCUGAGGUGCAUGGUGUGGCUGCUGCUCUAGAUAGUUUCGAGGCCCGGCACUAUGUAGCUGCUCGCUGCACCUACUAUCUGAAGCCACUGCUGGAGGCGGGCACACAGGGCACCUUAGGCAGCGCUUCAGUAUUCAUACCACACGUGACUAAGACCUAUGAAGCCCCUGCCUCUACAGCUUCUGAGGAUGACCCCUAUCCUCUCUGCACUAUACGGCUCUUCCCCAGCACAGUCGAGCACACCUUGCAGUGGGCUCGGGAUCAGUUUGAAGGACUCUUCUAUCACUCUGCCGAGUCCAUCAACAGGUACCAAUGCAGGGAACUCUCCUCUCUGUCAGACACAGAUGGGACACAGAGGCUGACCCUGCUGCAGGCGGUACUGGGUGAACUGAAAAAGCGUCCACAAACCUGGGAAGACUGUGUGGAGUGGGCCUUUGGCCACUGGCAGCUAUGCUUCCAUCAUCACAUCAGGCAAUUGCUGAAGCACUUCCCACCUGAUGAAGUGCUUAAGGAUGGAACUUCCUUCUGGUCGGGUCCCAAACAGUGUCCCCAGCCCUUGGAAUUUGAUCCCAACCAAGACAUGCACCUCCUCUACGUGCUGGCGGCUGCCAACCUCUACGCCCAAAUGCAUGGGCUGCCUGGCUCACAAGACCAGAAUGAACUCAGGGAACGGCUGAGGUUGCAGUCACUGUCUGGCCUCCAACACCAGGCUGUCUCCUUCACGAGUGACCUGGAGCUAGCUCAGGAUUCCACAGAGUUUGGUCCUGAGAAAUUGAACAAAUUGCAUGAAGCCCUGGAAGUGUGGAGGAAGCAUCCUCCCCUGAAUCCCCUGAUGUUUCAGAAGGACGAUGACAGCAACUUCCAUAUGGACUUUGUGGCAGCAGCGGCUUAUCUGCGUGCUCAGAACUAUGGGAUCCCACCAGCCAACCGUGCUCAGAGCAAGCGAAUCGUGGGCCAGAUUAUUCCAGCCAUUGCCACCACUACAGCAGCUGUGGCAGGCCUGCUGGGCCUGGAGCUGUACAAGGUGGUGGAUGGGCCAAGGCCCCUUGGUGCAUUUCGCCACAGCUAUCUGAAACUGGCUGAAAACAUAUUUAGCCGCUGGGUACCUUGUGCUCCAGACAGCCAUAAGUUUCAUGACCUGAGGUGGACCUGUUGGGACCAUCUGAAGGUGCCUGCUGGGCAGCCUGAAAGGACCUUGGAGUCAUUGCUGGCCUAUCUCCAGGAACAACACAAGCUGAAGGUGAGGAUGCUGCUGUACGGCCAGACCAUGCUCUAUUCAGCAAGGUGGUCACCCGAAAAACAGGCCAAGCAUCUGCCCCUCAGGGUGACAGAACUGGUGCAGCAGGAGACAGGCCAGGAGCCCGAGUCCGGGCAGCGGAUGCUGAAACUGGAGUUCAGUUGUGAGGGUGAGGAAGAGGACACUACCUUCCCACCCCUGCAUUAUGAACUGUGACAAGGCAGCAACCCACCACCCAGCCCUAUCAAGUCCUGCAUCCUGAGGCCAUGGCAGGCGCUCAAUAAAUGCUCACUGAAGCAAAGUAUAAGUAGAGAGGAUGGGUGAUGAAACAUGGGGUAAUAAAGUACAUGGGUUGUGACAUGGGCCUGAGGGACCCCUACAGGCAGGGAAAAGGCUCUUUAGAUUUGCCUGCCUGGUUUGUGCCUUGCAUGAGCUGGGCUGCCUCCUGGAGCUUCAGGGAUAUGGAACCAGGAAAGUCCAGAGAAAGGCCUUUAUUGUCCCAGGCUGGAGGGCAGGGUCAGAGGUAGCUGACAACAUCAUUGCAGAUGAUGGGUUGGCGACUGCGGCAGCUCAUGAGAGCUGCAAAGCGUGAGACGUCUGCAGGUAGUUCGGGUUCUGGGCGAGGUGGGCAUGACAGUCGC